Messenger RNA from Babesia microti strain RI, 3882 nucleotides. RefSeq lists its product as hypothetical. The record is from RefSeq and is a predicted model, not a curated record. The coding region runs from base 1 to 3882 and encodes 1293 amino acids. Lineage: Eukaryota; Apicomplexa; Aconoidasida; Piroplasmida; Babesiidae. The transcript has a single exon.
AUGGAAGAAUCAUUGCCCGAGGUUAAUACACUGACAUCUUUGGGCCAAGUAGAGGCCCAUCUCAGACGGUUGGUUAACGAGAUAUCGGAGGCGGACUUGGAGGAGGCUAAUGAAUAUUUGCUGGGUCAAACCACUAAAUCAAAUAAGAAUCAAAAGAGCCUGGCAUCCCUGCUGCGCCAAGAGAGGCGAAACAACCAUCAAUCCUGCUGGUUUCAUACCAAAUCUCCUGCAUUGGAAGGAAAUGAAGCAAGUAAGGAUCAGCUAGAAGAGGUGGACAAGGUUAAUAAGUUGGCUCUAGACACGUACCUACUGAUCAAAAACUCAAUGUCAGACAUGGGCACCAAUUUUGACUUAGCCACUCUCGCAUGGGUCAGCUUGAAAUGCCUACUUAAGGAAGUGGAUAAUCUUAUGGAAGUAGCAGCAGGGGAUAUAUUUAGCAAGCGCAAGAAGAAGAGGGGUAAGAAGCGGAAAAACGUGGAUCUAGACAGUGAUGACUCGGCUAAUAACUACAACUCCGGCAUCAUAACGAGUUUUCCCAUUAGUACGAUCCAAAUUGAAGCUCUGUGCAAUUUGAUAGCUGUCACUUUUGAUCAUAUGUCCCCAGAAAGUCUAGCACACAAGUUAUUACUGUCUCUGGUAAAUAAGUUAUUGAAUUCAAUCAAUAGGGUAGAUCAUCCGUUUGUAACCAAGAUAUUAGACACAUUAAAGUCUCUACACCGUUGCAAAGUUAAUGAUGAUGUUUCACCGCUUUUAUUCAACCUGUUUAAAAUGUUGUUAACGAUAUCUUCUCAUAACUCAGAUAUCGCACUGGACGCUACAUUGUGUUUAAAAGAGUUAGUAAAAGGCGCAAUUAGCAGGGAAGAUAAUAAGUUUGUUGACCUAUUCUAUUUGGCCCUGUCUAAAUUCUUUGAUCGGGCAUCAGAGGCCAUUGAUAAUGGUGACAAAAUGAUGCCAUUCAAACAUUUUUUAAUAAAUCUAAAGUCAUUUUCACUAGCCAAUCCAUUCUUUAUGCCGCACUAUUUACGGAUUAUCUUGCAAAUAUCGCAUCUUCUAUUAAAUAAUCCACCCAUAUUCAUCAUUAGAGAGUGCAUUUCCACGCUAAUUACCAUGGUCGCAAAUUUGAAGCAAACCGAUCGUCCCGGGGAUUUACAAAUAAGUUAUUAUGUGAAAUCCAACAUAUAUCCAAUCCUACUAACAAUCACAACUUCCACACUUAAAUUGGGGGGGAAGGGGUUAAAACUCACUAGUGAAGAUAUAUCUAACAUCUAUCACCUCAUGUCCCUUAUAUUAGAGUAUCUAAAGUUAUAUUCGUAUAAAUGGGCACAGUAUAUCAUUGAUGAGGAUAAGGAUACAUAUAUUUUUGACAAGGCGGUAACCCGCAUACCAAUAAACACGGAUUGUAAACAGGCGCUGGUUCUAACUUACAUUGACACUUGCAAUAUACUAUCCAGACUCAUUGACGGUAAAACAUCACAGAUUGAUCUAUCCGUACACUUAUCUGGUAUAAGUAAUUCAAUGCCCGAUGAAUUACUUGACAAUCACAGUUGUGUGAGUGAAUACUUAAAGUUUGCAAUUAGCUUGAAAAACUGGGUAAACAUAUCCCAGUCUGACAUGAUAUACCACAAUCUUACUACCUCACUAUUAAGCCUAUCCAAUAAAUUACCAGCCAAUUAUUUUGUCUCACAUAAAAGUGAAAUACUUGAUGCAACAAUUCCACUUUUGGUUGAACGGUAUAAGAAAACGCCAUCAGCAGCGUUGGAAGAGUUAUUUUGUGACUUGGCCAGAUCAUAUGGUCUGACACAACUAUUGUCAAUAACCAGCAACACUCAACACACGUUGGAUGCAAAUGAAGUAACAGUGCACUUUAUGUACCCAAUUUUUGAGAAGGGGCUAAGGGGAAUGCCUUUGAUGUAUUAUGUGGAAAAUGUGAUACCGAUAAUUUAUUGCCUACAUGAAAAGCUGGAUCCGCUACAGCGGACCCAGGAAAAUUUAUUAAGGCCAGCGGAACUGAAUCGUAAAAAAAGUAUCUCUUCGGCAUUGGAACAACUUUACCGUCUGGGCCCUGCCUUUUGUCGAGACCCUCCUGAUAUUAUAACUGCCUUGCAAUUUGAUGACCAGCGGUUUCCCAAGUUCCUGAUUAAUUCAUUGCGUCAGGAUGGAGCCAAUACUGAAAUAAUCAUUAUAACAUGCCGCUCCAUCGUCAAUCUAUCUAAAUCCAUUUCCAAUAAUAUGGAUAGUGGUGGCACCAACGUUAAUGAAAUUGUACAGCCUUUUGCUCCUUUACUUGGGCAAACAGUGCGGUUAUUCGUGAGCAAAUACAAAAUGGAUAAAAAUUCUCGCCUUCCAACGCAACAGCACCUCAAGGAUUGUAUGAAGGCCUGCGCCAAAUUCGUCUCUCCCCUCACUCUCAAAAGCAACCUAAUUAGCUUCGAAACUGAGUGGACUAAACUAGUUUUAUGCGAUGAUACUAUUAAAACACGUCAUAGGGGGGGUACUGAUAGUAAGAAUAUCGGCAAUAUGAAUUCACUUGUCGGAUUGGCACUAGUGGAAGUUGCUAGGGUCCACUUUACCUUUGUGGAUUCAUUUGUGCAAAUAAAGCUUUACGAAUCAUUUACCAACCUGUUAAAGUUAGGGGUUUCUCAAGGCGUUAAGGCGGUUACUGAUGUCAUAGAAUUUGCCAAGAUCAAGCUCACUAGUGCUGGGGGAACUGGUAGAUUAGGCCCGUUUGCUGCUAUUUUCUUUUCCCCUAACAAUUUGGAGCUGCUGGUGAAUAACAUCACGAGCAUUCCCAUUCAUCGUUUUUCAAAGGUCCACUAUAAAUAUCUGAAUUCUCUGAGCUCGCUAUUGUACCAUUGUUUAAACUCUUCACAAACUGCAAGAGUGGUCCAACCGGUAAUUCAAAAGUAUUUGGAGAAUCUGCUAAAAAUCGUUAUAUCAAGCGUCAAAGAAUCGCACAGCGUAUCGAAACGUGCAAUCUUAGACGCGUUUAAUUACUUGGCAAAAUGCACUGAUGCUGAGAACACUUUUACUAUGUUAUUAGAAAGGAUUAAAACUGCUAAAACUAAUAACUCCAUAACAGUAUGUUGCUCUAUUUGUAUGUUGCACCUAGUGACCAUGCUUACUGAUAAGGGUUCAACUCUUAGUAGUCUUGGCAUGAAUUCUCAGCAUAAACAAGACUCUUUGCCACAAAUAUUGGUCCAGGUUGUUAAAGACUUGGAACCAUUACUGAACACGUGUACCGUUUCAUAUGUUUACAUAAUAAAAAUUUUCAAGAAUAUAAUUAAAUCGGAUGUUCUAAGUCCAUUUAAUGUAACUAAUAUCGUUUUGCCUUCAGUUAUGAAACUUCUGAGCAAUGAAGAAUUGGUCAGUAGGCACAGGGUACAUGUAAGGAGAUUGCUCGCUAAAAUGGCAAUGAGGAUUGAUCAAUCCGCUUUAUGGAAGGAAAUACCCAAAUUUGCUGCGGGUUUACUAUCAUCAGCUAUCAAAUCUAUCUCUAAAUCUAAUAUCAUUUCCGCUUCAUCUGCAGCUGAUAGUAGUGACCAGGAAUCUCAAUUGGAGAAUGAUGAGUCAGUAUUUACGUUGCAUCAUUUGGACGUGCUCCUGAAUGGUCCAAACUCAAUAUACAACAUUAAGAGUGUCAAUUUUGGCGGAAAGGUGCCCAAGGAUUUUAAAGAUGCCAAACAUAUGAAAUCCAGUAAGAUCGCUGUCAAGGGUGUCAAGGUCAGAGUCAAAAAGGCCGAGGAAAGGAAGAAGGGCUUGAAGAAGGUGAAGAUCAAAAAACAACUUACCAAGCAACCCUUCAAGUACAUUAAGUUGACCCCAAAAAUGAUUCACGAGAAGAACAAGAACGAGACGCUAAAAAAACUAUCGCUAAAAAGGUAA